AUGUUCGAGGAGAAACUCGUCAUCGGCAUCGCGUCGACCUGCUCGACGCUGGCCAUCGUGGCUUGCUUGAUUGUUGUACCAUCUCUGUACAACACAAUCAACGAGAUCCAUGACGAGGUCCUCGACGGUGUCGCCGUUUUCCGCGUCGAGACCGACUCCGCAUGGGCUCACAUGAUGGACUUCCAAGUCACCGUCGCUCCCCCAACCAAGCCUCGUGAGAACCCCUUCAACUCGAUCUUCCGUCAGAAGAAACAGGCUCUUCCAUCAUACUGCCAGUGCACCACACCAACCGUCAACUGCCCUCCAGGACCUCCAGGACCACCCGGACAGCCAGGACAGCCUGGACAACCCGGAAACCCAGGACCCCCAGGACCAGACAACACUGUCACAUACGCUCCCAUCAGAUGCCCCGGACAAAGUGGUGGUUGCAUCACCUGCCCACCAGGACCACCAGGACCACCUGGACCAGAUGGACAGCCCGGACAGCCAGGACCUGCUGGACAGCCAGGAAACCCCGGAGGCCCAGGAAACGACGGCCAGCCUGGACCAGUUGGACCACCCGGAGAUGCUGGAGCACCAGGAAACCCAGGACAAGAUGGACAGCCAGGAAACCCAGGACAAGACGGAACUAGCGGAUCAGGCACUCCCGGAGGCCCAGGACCUGCUGGACCUCAAGGACGUCCCGGUAACAAUGGAGGUCCAGGACAGCCCGGACAGCCUGGUAACCAGGGACCACCUGGACCACCCGGUCAACCUGGAGCACCAGGAAAUCCAGGUCCCGACGGACAGCCCGGACAGCCUGGUAACCCAGGAACACCUGGACAAGAUGCCGCUUAUUGUCCUUGCCCACCUCGCGCUGCUGCUCGCAAGGCCAAGUUGGCCAAGCACUAA
Cylicocyclus nassatus is the source of this 891-nucleotide messenger RNA. The record is from the annotation of a GenBank genome assembly. NCBI's taxonomy places the organism in Eukaryota, Metazoa, Nematoda, Chromadorea, Rhabditida, Strongylidae.